Trichechus manatus latirostris (Florida manatee) is the source of this 5553-nucleotide messenger RNA. RefSeq names its product zinc finger protein 234-like. The record is from RefSeq and is a predicted model, not a curated record. The transcript is spliced from 4 exons. Gene Ontology annotation, biological process: regulation of transcription by RNA polymerase II. The coding region runs from base 274 to 2469 and encodes 731 amino acids. Lineage: Eukaryota; Metazoa; Chordata; Mammalia; Sirenia; Trichechidae. Gene Ontology annotation, molecular function: RNA polymerase II cis-regulatory region sequence-specific DNA binding; DNA-binding transcription factor activity, RNA polymerase II-specific.
CCCUUUUGCCGAAUUCUGGGAAAUGUAGUCCAGAAGCUGUGUGCAGUUACGGCCCUUCCGCUGCAGGAGUGGGAGGUUCCUGCCAUGUUUUUCCGCGUGUGGGUAGUGCUCCUGCGUCUUGAGACCAUUCCAAACUUUCUGGACCUGCUUUUGGGACCUGCAACGACCAGAACUUAGAUUUAGUUGAAAGAAGUCGCGGCGCAAAUACAGUUUGGCGUUCCCAAGACUCUGCGAAUCUCAGGACUCUGUACAUCGCCAGAAGUAGGAAGAAAAAUGAGCACGUUCCAGGAAUCAGUGACAUUCAAGGACGUGGCUGUGGUCUUCACUGAGGAGGAGCUUGGGCUGCUGAACUCUGCCCAGAAGAAGCUGUACCAAGAUGUGAUGGUUGAGAACUUCAGGAACCUGGUGUCAGUGGGAGGCAAGAACCCAAGGCAGAUGGAGAUUGUUCCACCAGCAGGAGCACACGAGGAGCUUUCCAGCUCACGUAUCUGGCAACAAAUUGCAAGUGACUUAACCAGGUGUCAAGAUUCUGUGGUACAUAGGUCUCAAUUCUACAAACAAAGUGAUUCACCCUCUCCUGUUGCUGGAAGACUAUCUAUUAUUCACGCAGGAGAGAACAUCUUCCAGUGUAAAGAGUGUACAAAAACCUUUAGUAAUGUCUCCAGCUUUGAACUUCAGCAAUUACACUCAGAAGUGAAGUCUCUCACCUGUAGUGAGUGUGGAAAAAGCUUCUGUUAUGUUUCAGGUUGUCGUAAUCAUCAGAGAAUUCACGUGGGAAAGAACUGCUAUCAGCGUGAUGAGUGUGGUAAGGUAUUUAGUCAGCACUCACAUCUACAAAGUCAUCUGAAUACCCCCACUGUAUCGAAACUGUACAAAUGUGAAGAAUGUAGGAAACGCUUCAGACAUAGAACGACGUUUAAUGUUCAUUGCAAAGGUCACACUGAAGGGAAACCUUAUAAUUGUGAGGUAUGUGGGAGGGGUUUUAUUAAUCUUUUGCAUUUUCAGGAACAUCAGAGAAGCCACUCUAGGGAGAAAACAUUCAAAUGUGAUACACGUGGUAAGAAAUUUCAUCAUAGAGCAGCACUUAAUACUCAUUACAUGGUCCAUAUGGGAGAGAAACCUUACAAAUGUGAGGAGUGUGGGAAAAGCUUCGCUCGCAACUCUUAUCUUUAUAUCCAUCAGAGGGUUCACACAGGAGAAAAAUCUAGUAAGUGUGAGGAAUGUGGCAAGAGCUUCAUUCAUCCUCUGCAAUUUCAGGCCCAUCUGAGUGUUCACACUGGGGAGAAACCAUACAAAUGUAACAUGUGUGGAAAAAGCUUCAUUUACAGCUCAAAUUUGCAUUCCCAUCAGGGGGUCCACACUGGAGAGAAACCAUACGAAUGUGGUGUGUGUGGGAGGGUUUUCAGUCAGAGUUCAUAUCUUAAAAUCCAUCAGAAGAUCCAUAAUGUAGAGAAACCUUAUAAGUGUGAGGAGUGUGGGCAGUGUUUCAAUUGGAGUUCACGACUUCAAGUUCACCAGCUGAUCCACACUGGUGAGAAACCAUACAAAUGUGAAGAGUGUGGAAAGGGCUUUAGGCAGGCUGGAAAUCUUUUGACCCAUCAGAGAGUCCACAGUGGAUGGAAACCAUUCAAAUGUGUAGAGUGUGGGAAGUACUUCAGUAGUAGAUCAAAUCUUCACACUCAUCGUAGAAUCCACACAGGAGAGAAACCUUAUAAAUGUGAGGGGUGUGGGAAGGGCUUUAGGCAGGCCUCUUAUCUUCAGGACCAUCAGAGAGUCCACAGUGGAGAAAAACCAUUCAAAUGUGAAGAGUGUGGGAAGAGCUUCAAAUGGAUUGAGAAUCUUAACACUCACCAUAGGGUGCACACAGGAGAGAAACCAUAUAAGUGUGAGGAGUGUGGUAAGUACUUCACUCACGCCUCAAGUCUUCAACAUCAUGAGCGUGUCCACACUGGAGAGAAACCAUAUAAAUGCGAUGUGUGUGGUAAAGUCUUCAGUCGAUCUUCCCAGCUACAAACUCACCAGAGAGUUCACACAGGGGAGAAACCCUAUAAAUGUGAGGAGUGUGGGAAGGGCUUCAGGCAGGCUUCACACCUUUUGCUUCAUCAAAGGGUCCACAGUGGAGAAAAACCCUACAAAUGUGAAGAUUGUGGGAAAAGCUUCUGUCAGAAUUCACACCUUCAAGCCCAUCAAAGAGUCCAUAAUGAAGAAAAGCCAUACAAAUGUCAAGAGUGUGGCAAGGGCUUCAAAUGGAGCAAAAAUCUUAAUACGCAUCAGAGGGUUCACACAGGAGAGAAACCAUAUAAGUGUGGGAAGUGUGGUAAGUACUUCAGUCAGGCCUCAAGUCUUCAACAGCAUGAACGUGUCCACACUGGAGAUAUACUGUACACAUGUAAUGUAUGUGGUAAAGUCUUUAAUCGAUCUUCACAACUACAAAGUCACCAGAGAGUUCACACUGGGGAGAAACUUUAGUAGUGUGAGGUUUGUGAUAAGGUUUUCAGUCAGAGAUCAAAUCUUACAGAAUUCAUGCUACUGAUAAAUUUUCUGAAGUUGGUGAUACAGGUAAGACCAUCAGAAUCCUCACAGGAAACAAUUUUGCAAAAUGAAUGUUUAAAAAAUUAUGUGCAACCAAUAGAAGCCCUGGUGCGCAGUGUUUAAAGCACUUGGCUCCUAACCCCAAGGUUGGCAGUUAGAACCCGUCAGUGCUCCAUAGGAGAAAGAGGUGGCAUUCUGCUUCCGUAAAGUUUUACAGCCUUGGAGACCCUCUGGGGCAGUUCUACCCGGUCCUACGGGAUUGCUAUGAGUCAGAAUUGACAGCAGUGGGUUUAAUGGGUUUUAUGUGCAGCCUAAAUUCUUACAGUCAUCAGGUCUCAUAGAGGAGAAAACAUUUGUUUUAUUAAAGACUGACACUCAGCAAAGCCCACAUCAGAGAACCUUUAUAAGCGGUGAAGUAAGGCUUCAGUCAGAACUUUGGAAUUUAUGAGAUAACACUCAAGAAAUAGGGCCUGGGAAGAAUAAGAGUUUGAUCUGGUCUUUAGCAAAAGUAUAAUGAUGGGUAUACCAAAAUCAAUAUCCGCUAGAAUGUAAGCUCUGUGGUAGUAGGAACCUUGUUGGUUAGUUUUUAUAUGUAUGCUUAAUGCUUAUAUUUUAAAUCAAAAAGAGACAAUGUACGAUAUUUGAAAAUUUAACCAGAAAGCAUACCAGUAAAAAUGAAUACUCAAGAAAACAAACAUGAGUUUAAAUGUGGAAAACCACUCAAUACUAUAAUCUGCAAUAUUGAUAGAGUAGCUAUGGAUUCCAAAGAAGGCCUAGUUGCACAAUGGUUAAGCACUCUACUGCUAAAGGUUGGCAGUUUGAAUUCACCAUUGGCUCCAUGAGAGAAAAGCCCUGCCAAUCUGCUCCCUUAAAGACCAUAGCCUAAGAAACGCAAUGGGGCAGUUCUACUCUGUCCUGUAGGGUCGUUAUGAGUCUGAAUUGUCUCACCAGCACACAACAACAACGUAUUGCGAUUGGCUCCUGUUCUCUCCGUAGUCUCUAUUUUCAAGUUGGAUCUUAUUGUUUGGGUCUUUGUGUCCUGUUCAAUCAGUCAUAUAUAAUAUAAAUUGAACUACUGUGAUUUUACUGGCAGUAGUCUGAAAAAUUGUUAACCUUGCAACAAGUCACUCCCUAUUAAACAAUUGAAUGGGUAUUCAAUGAUGUUAAGGCAGAUAUUUUCCAUAACACUUUGAGAGUGUAAGUAGUGGUUACUUGUAAAAAUGGCAUGUUGUCAGACCUGUUCUAACUUCAGGAGGAGAGAUAAUCAUCAUCAGCCCAAGAAUGAUUCAUAUGAGGCGGAGGUCAGACAUACUUCCAUUCUCCAACGUUUUUACCUAUUCUGACACCAGCUCUCCCUUGCAUGGCACACACUGCUGCCUAGCUGGGGUCUAUAAUUCAUUGCAGUGGCCACACAGAACUCACCAUACUCAUGAGUAUGGGGUUUAUUACAGAUCAAUUGGUUACAAUCCAGGAUCAGGAUAAACUUGGAAGUAACAAGAACAACUCAGGAUACUGUUCUUUUGUCAGUACAGCUGCUUCUUGGCUAUUGCGACUGGGCAGCUGCUCUCAGUCUGACCUCUGCCGUGCUUGGCAAGUGUCACAAAGCACUUUGGCUCUGCCAACAGGUGCCCAGAGGCACCCACUCCACCAUCAAGCCCUUUUCCUGAAUGUACUCAACUGUCUUGCUCUGUGGGCUGGGAAGCCAACUGGACGUCUCACGCCAAUGUCCUGUUUCUGCCGUUUCUCUGCUGCCGGACUCAACUAUGCUUGCUGCUUCUUGCCAUCUUGCACCAUCUCCAAUGUUACAGCUCUCUGUCUCCAGGGUCUCGGGAGGUUCUCAGUGCAGGGAUCCUGGUGCAAAGGACGAACUCCACUCUUGGCUCCUCAUCUGGAUGGUAGUGAUGUCCCCCUUCCCCAGCCUCAACAAUUGGCUCCCUUUAGGCCUAUCAGAAUGGCAAAACUGACCAAUCCCUUCUGAGGGUUUUGUGCUCUGUUUGCAUUGUCCCACCACCACAAAGUUCCAUGUUCUUUGCAUUAGCAAAACUAUCCAGUCCCCUUGGGGUCACAAGUGCCUUAUUUGCACAGUCCCAACCAGUCAUUUUGUGGGUGUUACAAGGCUGUGGUUAGAAGGCCAUACAAAGUAAUUGCCUGCACCACAAAUUACCAAUGACAUUUUUUUUUUUUUUGGUCAACCUUUUAAAUCCUUAUUGAUACCUUAUUUUCUGCAGUUCAUCUAGAUCUGAUGAUUGUCUUCGCAAUGCUGUAGCAGUAUUUUUUUUUAACCAAAACUUCUGAGGUAGGGGUUAUGCCAUAUUUGAAGCACAUUAAUACUGUCAAGUUCUCUACCCCAUAUUCUUCCCCCACACCAUGAAAGAAAUACCAAAAACAAACUUGUGAGAGUUUGAUAAUUGUAUUAAAUGUGUUCAUUACAUAUAAUGGGCUCUUUGAUCUGAAAAUCAUGAUAAUUAUAAAAAAAAAUGAGUAACAGCAAUAUUUUCUUCAAUGAAAAUAGGUGUUCAUCUACAGGAGUUUGAGUUUUGUUAUACUUCUAUAGCAUGAAGCUGUUAAAACCACGGCAUAGACAUAAUUACAUGAUAAGAACAUUGGUUUUGGAAAAUCAGAUUGUAGCAGUCAUAGUAGAAACAAACUCAUAAAUGUGUGUGUGUGUGCAUGCAUGAGGUAAUUUUAAAGGGGAUACUCACCCUUAGCUAUUUUCUCUGGAAAGGAGUUUUUGUGUGUUAUUUCCGUUUUAUAAUUCCAUAAAGUAUGUUUUAAAUUUUCAGUGAAUGUCAGUAUUCCCAAAAGAGUACAUCAUGUACAAUAGAAUUUGAAAUCCCUUAUAGUUAGGACUCAUAAUACGCUUGUUCUCUGUUAUCAUACGACAUAAAAUCACAGUGAACAGGAUUGCAAAUCAAUUUUUAAAAAGCAAAAAUUUCCUGGUUGUUAACAAGAAGAAGGAAAUCCUGGAGAGAAUAGCAAAGUGAGUGUACAUUUAUGUUGAGAUUUAAAAAAAAAAAAAAA